CAUACCUGUGGAAGACAAACGCACAUUAACGCAUUAACACACGAAGCUCUUUUAGUCCUGCGGUGAUUUUUAAACCCUCGGAGAAACACGGCGUCACUCCACUGUUGACCUUCAUGGUGGAUGAGCACAAUGUUCCUUCCCCUGAGCUUCAGAAAAUGAAUGCCUCUCUGUGUGACCCUGCAGCGGUUAUGUAUCAACUGGUGGCAGACCACCAACUUAAUACCAGCUGCAACUGCUCCUCUGGCCUUUCAAACUGGACAGCGAGGGGCGAAGCCCCUCAGCUGCCCACAUUCAGUACAGCGGCGAAAGCGAGAGUGAUCAUCACCUUCAUCCUCUGUGGCAUAUCUGCCUUUUGUAACCUGGCAGUGCUGUGGGCGGCUCGCAUAGAUGGGAAACGAAAAUCCCACGUGAGGGUGCUGAUUGUCAACCUGACGAUGGCGGAUCUGCUCGUGACCUUCAUCGUGAUGCCCGUAGAUGCGGUGUGGAACAUCACAGUUCAGUGGCUUGCCGGAGACUUUGCCUGCAGGCUGCUGAUGUUUCUUAAGCUGCAGGCGAUGUACUCCUGCGCCUUUGUCACAGUUGUGAUCAGUCUGGAUAGGCAGUCAGCCAUCCUCAACCCUCUGGCCAUCAAUAAGGCCAGAAAGAGGAACAGAAUCAUGCUCAUGGUGGCUUGGGCUAUGAGCGUUGUGCUGUCUGUCCCUCAGAUGUUCCUUUUUCACAAUGUAACCAUCAUCCAUCCCGAGGACUUUACUCAGUGCACAACACGGGGGAGCUUUGUCACCCACUGGCAUGAAACGGCCUACAACAUGUUCACGUUUUGCUGUCUGUUCCUGCUGCCGCUGGUCAUCAUGAUUACCUGUUACACCAGGAUCUUCUGUGAGAUCUCCAGACGACUGAAAAAGGACAAUUUACCUUCCAGUGAAAUGCACCUGCGGUGUUCAAAGAAUAACAUCCCGAGAGCCCGGAUGAGAACUCUGAAAAUGAGUAUUGUGAUUGUUCUGUCUUUCAUCAUCUGCUGGACUCCAUACUACCUGCUGGGCCUGUGGUACUGGUUCUUCCCUGACGACCUGGAGGGGAAGGUUUCCCACUCCUUAACUCACAUCCUGUUCAUCUUUGGGCUUGUCAACGCCUGCCUGGACCCGCUCAUCUACGGCCUAUUCACCAUCCACUUCAGAAAGGGGCUCCGGAGGUUUUAUACCGGCACCACCACAGCGGCUGAUCUGGAAAACAACACGGUCAUAACUGGGUCUUUUAGUUGCGCUGCCAACUCUUUGUCACUGAAACGGGAGGUGAGCCCUGCCAGCCCUGAGAGGCUCCUGCUGUGCAAAGCAGAGUGGACCCCACCGAGGAGCAGCUUUCUAACAGCCAACAACGACACAGACAGAAAAACUCCCAGUGCUGAGAGCAUCUUAUGAGAAGAAUACACUAUUGGUUUUACUGUUUUAUUUACUCAUAUUUAUUCGGUGUCAUGCUCUCAUAUGUAGGUACUCUCAUUCUCGUACACUCACCGGACACUUAAUUAGAUACACCUGUUUAACUGCUCAAAAACACAAAUAUUUAAUCAGCCAAUCACAUUGCAGCAUUUAGGGACGUAGACAUGAUCAUGAACUGCUAAAGUUUUUCAACUGACCAUCACAAUGAAGAAGACAGGUGACUUUGAACUUUGAAUUUGAACAUGGCAUGGUUGCUGGUGCUAGUUAGAGUGUUUAAGAAACAGCUGGCUUUGAAUCUCAUCAUAGAUGUGUAGCUGACAAAUCUGCAGCAGCUUUGUGAUGCUAUGGACCAAAAUCUCUGAGGAAUGUUUCCAGCACCUUCUUGUAUCUGUGGCAUGAAGUAUUAAGGCAGCUUUGAAAGGAAAUGAGGGUACAAUCCAGUACUAGUCAGGUACCAAUCUGAAUACAUGAAGUGACCAAUGAGAGUAUGUAUACAAUACAAAGGCCAAAAAUGGCAGAAUGCUGGAAAAUGGAUAUGUUGAAAGAUUUUAUUAUGUUUAUGUUUAGAAGUA
Messenger RNA from Oreochromis aureus, 2005 nucleotides. Its product is annotated as putative gonadotropin-releasing hormone II receptor. Gene Ontology annotation, biological process: G protein-coupled receptor signaling pathway. The record is from RefSeq and is a predicted model, not a curated record. The transcript has 4 exons. The coding region runs from base 114 to 1415 and encodes 433 amino acids. Gene Ontology annotation, molecular function: gonadotropin-releasing hormone receptor activity; peptide binding. NCBI's taxonomy places the organism in Eukaryota, Metazoa, Chordata, Actinopteri, Cichliformes, Cichlidae. Gene Ontology annotation, cellular component: membrane.